UAAAAUAUCGAUUUACUUUUUCAUGCAAUUUCAAGACCGGCCACCAAGAAAAUCAGUUAGAAUUAAAAAAGAAGUUACAGACUUUUUGUCUUCAGGCUUCUGUCAGGUGAUGGUUUUGGAAAAUACACCGUGUUUUACAAUUUAAUAGAAUAUUGUAUAUUGGGACUAUGACGCCAAAUAUUUUUAAAUUAUUUUACAUUCGAUAUACGUAACAAACAAUUUUGUACCAACAUAAAAAAUGGCUAAUUUUGCGUUGCUUUGGAAGGCACGCAUUAUCGAGAAAUAUAGAUCGGAAUAUGAAAAAGAGAAAAUUAAUUCAGUGCUACAAACCAAUGUUGAAGUUCCGAAGAACACGUUGAUGCAAAAAUGGUCACAUUACAGUUACAAUACGAAAAAACGUUUGGUAAAGAAGUUUAAACAUUUGUGCCCCGAAGGAUCUUCCGUUUUCAAUUUAUUGGUUUAUUUGACAACCGAUCAGACAUUUCCAAAUUUCUUAAUGAAGAGCGUCAUUGGAUUUAUUGGAGGGAUUGUAUUUACAUAUUUAUGCUUCAUGUUUUUCGUAUUUCAAUUAUCAAUAUCCCUGAUGCAUGCUACUAUUAUGAGCUCGAUAAUCGGCGUCCUACUUACUUUGGGAUUGGCUUUUAGCUAUCGAGUAAGAUGUCUUGUAUUUCUACUGAUACCGCAAUUCUUCUCCCGUGUUGGGAGAUAUACGUUGACCUGCUAUGCUUUAGUGCUGAUACUGACAGGCCCUGCGACAAACACAUUGAAGAACUCUGAAGUGUUAUCAGAAUCUAUGGCUUGUCAUCAGGAACAAAUAAAGACAAGCGUAAAGGAUAUAACAGAUUCCAUAAAGAAUCCAUUUAACGCCAUGAAAGAUUGGAUAGAGACAAUGACGGAAGGUAUAAAAGGCAUCGCAAAGAAACUAAAAACUACACUAGUUACGACACAUCGAUUGGUGAUUAGUAUUGCUAACGUUCUAGAAUCAUCCUUUCCAUGGUUGAAUUCUAUCACGAAGAAAUGUAACCAAAAGUUAGGAACGCCGUACCAACAUUGCGUCCGUAUGUUGAACCUAGGUGGUAGCAAUAGGAUUUUACGAUCAAAAGUACCAAGGUUCUUUAACUUUGAUUAUCUGGCUGAAGUCUCAUGCCAAUCUUUGAAACGAUUCAGAAGAAUAUGUGAAAUUGCUGAUUAUACUAGGACUACUAUUAUUGCCACAAUGAAAAGAAAAUUCAAGAGCUUCGCUAAACGUGUCCAGUCAUUACUCUGCGUUAAGAUCCACGUCCAUCAUUCGUAUUCGUUCAGUAGCAAUGCUAGUCGCUCCGCUAGUCAGGUCGCGGCUGGUAUUGUUACUGAGAUCAGGAACAGAGCAGACCCAUUGCUGACUUGGUUGUCUUGGAGCUCUUGCGUCACUAGCUUGUUUUUAUUACUUAUUAUUUUUAGAGCUAAAAAGUACCAACACAUGUACGACACUAGAUCUCGUUUCGACAAUCGUUAUAUUACUAAAGAGCUUCGUAACUUGGAUUUUGAAAGGCUUAAAGAAGGCAAAGAAACGGUCCUCCCGUUGAAUCGCCGAGAGAAAGCCAAAUAUAUCACUACAACUUCAUUCAGAUUAUUAGCAUCAGAGAAAGUCUACCUAACUCGGUCUAUAGUUCACAUGGUGAUCACGACAUUUAAGCUGCUUAUCCACAUGGCAGCCGAUUAUAGUCUGUACUGGGUGUUGAUGACGAUACGAUAUCAUGAGAGAUUCCAAACGCCUUUGCAACCGGGACCAACAAAUGCAGGUGUUCAUGUAUCUGGAAGUGGCCCAGUGGCAGAAAUGCUACGUUCUUUGAUCGGAUUCCUGACCCUACCUCUAUCCGCACAUCCAUCUUCCACUGUCUCUUGUCUACCCAACCCUGACCCGCCGGAUUUGUACCGAUAUACACAAAUAGGUGUACUGAUAUUUCUUCUAUGGUUCUUUGCUCUAUUUGAGCCUUAUGGGUUACGAUUGAGUCACGUUAUAAUGGGACAUUAUAGACCAGAACGAGCGAAAGCUAGAGCGUUGUGGCUUUACAAUCAUAUAUUGAAGAGUAGAGGUGGUUUCAUGAAGUUCGCUAGAAGAAAAUUGCAUAAAGAAUAUAAAUAUUUUAAUAAAGAUAACCUAACUUUUGUAGAAUGGCUGGAUUCUAUUUUGCCAUGCUGGUGGCUACGUUGUUUACUAGGAACAUUACCAAAAGAACCAAAUUGUUUGCUCUGUGGAACUUUUGAGGAGCCAAAUAAAUUGGAUUCGAAACUUAUCAGAUGUGAUACUCCUAAAUGUCCAGGUGUAUAUUGCGAACAUUGCUUCAAUGAUUUAGGACAAUUGUGUACAAUUUGCUUGAAUCCCGCGGACUACGGUGAUUUGAGUGAUGUUAGUUUAGAAAAAGGUUCUUCUGAAGAUAGUAAUAGUGAUUGUCAGGAUUUCGAUGAACUAAUGGAUGCUGAAGAUGUUACAAAUUUUAGACACGCCAAAAAUAUUAUUAACAAACCGAAAAAGAUUUGUGAACGGUUUGAAUUGUUGCCGAAAAAGCAAAUAGAUACAAGAGAUUGUUUUUUAACUCAAACAAAAAGUAACUAUGUUAAAGAGGAUUCGCUAACAUAUAAGAAUGGUAGACGUCCACUUGCUGAAUUGAAUGGGAACCAAAGAAAAGCAAAUAUAAUUGGACAUUUCAAUAAUGGUUACCAAUUUGAUAUGAAAUUUGAAACAAAUUUGAUGCCUUUAACUGUAUCUAGUAAACAGUACAAUAAUUUAUAUCCUAGUAGCACAUAUUAUCCAACAAGUAUGGACGAAAAAGUAGAAAAAUGGAGAAUAUCCAAACACAAUGUGAAUUCCAAACUCAAUAAUUAUGUCCCUAAAAAUUCAAAAGGUAAUAAAGAAAACAAUGAUUUAAAAAGACUUUUCUCGGAGUACAACGACGCUGGAGAUAAUUUGAAAUAUAAAAGGAAAAACGAAAUAAAGACAAAGGAAAUGAAACUAAAGCCAUAUAUUAUGGAUUAUCUGAGAAAUAAAGUGAACAAAAUGCAAUUUCGUAGAUUGAAUUUCUUAUCAACAAGCUUAACUUCAUUGAGUGAUUCUAAAUAUAGAUGUAGUACCAGAAAUAAUUUCCAUGACGUAUUAACAGGUUGCAGUGACUAUCCAUCCCCAAAAUCUAGUUACUAUGUGAUAAAAUUUAAAUCCAGUUCUCUAACAGUUUCUAGAGUGGCACAUUCUAAUAAAAUAGCCAAGAACUUACGACAUAAUUACAAAAGCAUUUUCCGAUGCAGUAGCAAAGAUAGAAAAAGUAAUUCUCGUUUAUUCGCAAAUGAAACUGAUUAUUGUAGCUGUGAUUAUAACUUUAUCGAACCACAGAAUAUAUCUGAUUAUUGUAAAAGUUCGUGUUUUAUAAAAUCCAGUAAAUCAGAAUCAAAUUCUAAGCAAACAUUGGACAAUAAAAAAACAAGUAAAACACCUCAGGAUGAAUCUAACAAAGAAGAAGUAUCUAAAAAUAACGAAGGCAAUGAUAAUAAUGCAUCAGGUCAGGGUGAUAAGCAAGAACCAAAUAAGCCUGAGAGUAAAAGUACUUGUCGUUGUAUCAAGAGGAUGCGUAGGCUUUGCUUCUGUCGGCAUAGAAAAUUUAGUUUCACCCCGUGCUCAGUUUUUAAGAAAAUGUUCAGAAAUAACAAGAAAGCAUCGCCUCGAUCCCAGAAAACUAAUCACAAGAAAAGAAAAAAGAAUAGUCACUCGUCAAGUCGUAAAAGUGAUGAAAACACAAAGAGAGAUAAGGAUGACGAGGCUGCUAGGAUUUAUAGACUGUCUGAAUACAUCGGCCAACAGGAUUGGAAGAAAACACAAUUUAGUAAAUCGAAUCAUUUGGAAUUGAAAAAGAGGAAAAUAUUUAGAACUAAUUCAGCUAAAAGUUUGCACAGACUUAAACUUCAUUCUGGAUCGAAAAUGGUCGAUGUUGUAAAUAUUUCUAAAGUCAAACAAAAGAAGAAAAACAAUACGAAACUGAUUAACGCAAUUGAAGAUGUAAUAGCUGGACAAGAAACAGAUAUUGAAUUAAAAUCAAAUUCAAAGAAAAUGACCAUCACAACAGCAGAAAAUACCGGGAAAACCGCGAAAUCCUUAGUGACGCAUAAAUGGUUUAAUAAUUACUAUUCAUUGCUUCCAAAUACUUCCUCCUUUUCAUUAAGAACAAUCAUGAAGGCAAAGAGAGCAGCCAAUUCUGUCUCCGACUACGGCAUGUCUAGAAGUUUAAGAUAUUAUUGUUCUAUAGGAAAUACUGAAUUCGAUCAAAUUGAUUGGCCGGAUGCAUUUAAAACCCGAGGUCUAACGAAACAUUUAUUGAAAAAGGAAGAAGGAACUUUGAAAUCGUUAAAGGGUGAGAGUGAAGCAUCUCCAUACCAUAGCUGUUGCUGCAGUUCAGAAGAUAUAUCAAAGAAAUAUUUGAACAAUUUAAAACAUUAUCAACCUAAUAAUUUAGCUUCGUCAGUUACGUUUAAUUUCAAAACUGAAUUUGAAAUGCUCUCGAAGCCUGUUCGCGGCAUUAAAUUGAAAUCCAUCAAACAUGCAAUGUCUGAUCGGUUUUUACAUUUGAGAUUACGAAAUCCACUGCCUUUGGUAAGAGAUUUUUACUCGAGUAUGCUUGAUGCGAAAAUGAGAAAAACACAUGGUAAAGAAAACGAUGGUAAAUGUAAAGCUGUAACGGUGCAUCCGAAACGUAGAUCGGCAACUUGCCAGUGUGACGGUGUCUGCGAUCAAGAAGAAGGCGACUGCCCAAAUUAUGAAUUUAAGCAAGAACGAGUUGAAUCGGUCAAUCGACGCCCUAUGCUGGAUACCUCCUGUGAGACAAGAGAGUUGCUGGUACAAAAGCCAGAGUUGUCGAAGACGUCGGCAGCAAAUCAGGCCACUUUGGAAAUGAAUCGGAGAGAAUAUCCAACAUCAACAUCUAACAACAGUCUCUCUACAGUUAACAUCAGAAGUAUGUCUUUCCUCAUCGUACAAAAAUCUAGAGAACAGCCCAGCAACACAGAGCCACUGCAAAGGGUGGAAACAGUUAAUAAAAGCGUUGACACUUCACACACAAUAAUACAUCAAAAAAGAAAUGAAAUAACAAACACAACACCAAUGCACAACAAGACACAUACAGCGGUCGGCUCCAGUCAUUUUGUAGAGACGGUAUAUCGGCCUGUAGAAACAGGCAUCCAACCAACAGAAUAUUUACAAGGAAGAAAUGUAUCCUCUACAUGUCAUAAGCAAAUGGAACUCAAUAAAACGGUAUCCACAUAUACACCGAGAAAAACUCAAAUGACCAACCAUCAAAAACCGUAUAUAUACCGACCUACGAACAAUGAAACUAAUUGCCCAGAAGAAGCUUCGUUGCCGACCCAUCCCGAACCCUUAGGUCUUGGCUCACCAAGAAAUAAAGGUGACGAUCAUAAUUCAUCAUUCCAAACGAGGCAACGAACAGUAGCUACAAGUGGAACAAAUAAUUACCAAGACGCGGGAAGUGAGUGGGAAAGGCAGUAUCAAAAGCAUCGUCAAGAAAAUGAAGCACUAGAACAAGAAAGAAAACGUAGAUUGCAACGAGAAGAUAAUAGGAAUAGACUCGAAAAUCGCAUAACACAAGGUGUACCAAAACGAGAUAGUUUAUCAAAGAUUAGAAAACGAUCAGAGAAAAAUUCUAGCACUAAUAAAAGUGACAACUACGAGUCUUGUUUUCAAACUGAACGCCAUUGUCCCAGUAAUGAUAAUCCAGUUAGCAAGAAUAGCCGCGAUGUGUACACCAGCCCGCAAAGAAUUGCAAGCCGGAUCACCAGUCGCGAUGGAUACCCCAGCAAUGAUAGACAAUUGAAUAAUUCAAAUAUUGAAAGAAUCCUAAGUCGAAACUCAGUAUACGAUAGGAACCCUGACCAUGAAAGAUAUCCUUCAUCUUACGACAGAUUUUCUCCAGUCUACGAUAGACUACUUGGUAAUGACCGAUAUGCUAACUUCGAGAGACGUAACUCCCGAACCAUACCUCGUGAAUUCCAAGAAAGCUAUCUCGGUCAAGAUAGGCUAUUGGGUCCAGAUAGUCGAGAUUUUCAAAAUGUAUCCGGUAAUGUGCCUGAAAGAUUAGAACGGAAAGAAUUAAGUAGACGGGAACGUAACAAAAUGCGUGAAGAACCUCGAAAACCGUCUAAGCGUGGCUUAGAUGUUGCGGAACAAGUUGACUGUGAAUGUGCGGAGGUUGCUAAAAAGGCAUCAAAGGGGACUGGAAAGGGUGAUGCAAAAAAGUCUAAAAAUUCAAAACCAAAAACAAAAACAGCAACAUGUCAAUGUCCGCCAUCACCAAUGUUGAAAACACCAAAAUUAAAGAAAAUGAAGUCGGACACGCGAAUGUCUACGGACGAGGACGUGGAUGUAAUUGUGGAUGAGGUGAGAACGACGUCUAGAUGCAGUCUGAGAGGAGGCAGGACGUAUACAAAAAUGGUUCCAGCUCCAACGCCAAGUUCCUACCCCAGAAUGAAUCGAGCCAGAUCGGCGUCCUGCACGUGGAAUGUGCAAAGUGAAAGUGAGAUUGGUGACUCGUGGAGCCAUGAGAUGCGACGAAGCGUUUAUACUACCACAUCUAAGUUAUUCGAGCGUGAACCAUCUCGCACGUACGGUGUUCCCACAUCGAUGGAUUGCAACGGUUGUUCCGACAACAAAUCGUUGUCAUCGCAAUCGUCUCGUGUCUCGUGUAGUAAAUCCUCUUGCUGUUCCUGUCCUUCCAACAAGAGAAGUAAAUGCCACAUUGCGAAACAAAGCCGUAAGAAGUCACAGAAGGAUAAAGUUCUCACUAAAGUAAUUUCGGACAUAAUAGAAACAUCGGCGUUUCAAUCUUCGCAGUGGGCACCAGAUGAAGACGCUGCCUUCGAAGGUCGAAACGUAUUGAUGACGAAAGACGACGAAUGUUCAGACUCCGAUGAAUCAGACGACCAAGAUGAAGUACGAAUAAUUCCUACAAGCAAAAAUGAUUAUCGAAAGAGAUGUGAAACUCCAUUAAAAGUUGAAUGUUAUCCAAAACCACAAUGUCACAAGUCUAAACAAAGUGACACACGCAGACCGAAGCGGAAGACGACAGUCUAUCAACCAACGCAAACACCAACCGGGCCAUCAACGUAUGUACCAACACAAACCAGUUGUUCUAGGAAUCGCCUGAUAGCACGCAGACAAAGAAAUCCCUGUUCCCCGUGUGAUUUAGGUCAGCGAGGAUCUUGUCUCUCUCGGCUUACUGAAUAUCCAUCAUCAGCCGACAUAAUAGACCCUAUGUCAAUUAAACGUCCAUGCAGACAGUCGAGGAAGUGCCCAAGUGAUGUUCAAUGUGCUAAGAAAUCGGCCACGGAUAUUAACUAUAAUUUACAACCAUUGCCUAGUCAUUGUGCAGUCAUCAAGAAGCGACAAUCUGAGACAUCUCCAUGCAAUAAUGAGACAUCAGAUUGUACAAUGUGUAUGAAGAAAGCAUCGCAAGGGACCCGCGAGACUGCAUCAGGAGAAACGGCUAUAAAGCCCCGAUGUAUAUUAUACCAAAAAGAUCCGAACAAAUCAAAGCACAGCCCGUGUAGCGACUGUCAAUGCCAUAAGAAGAAAAAAAGCUACAACGUAUGUCAAGUUCCCACACAAACGCUGCAACAAUGGCCGACACAUAGUAUUGAAACUGAAGAAAUCAAGGGCUAUCUCAGAUCAUUGUGUCGCAAUUGUCAAUGUGAGAAAUCCUAUGGAGAAUCGCAAACGCACAACCCGCAGGCGCAGACGAAGGUGUGGGUGAGUCCUAACAAGAGUAGUGAUCUACGCGGUUACUUGCAGACGACGUGGCGGAACUGUCAAUGCGGGAAAAUUAAAACAGUAGUUGAAACGAUUAACAAAAAUGGUACCAGAGUGAAUAGCAACUGCAUUACUACUGCGCCAGUCAUCCAGACAUUGUCGACAACUACUGUCGGCGCAGUCGGCAUCGACAACAGCGCCAUCUCUGUGUGCAGGAACUGCCAAUGCAUAAAGAAAAAACUUGGUCAGAAAAGUAAUAACACUCCACUGCGUAUGAAGAAAUCGUACGAUCAAACCGAAGCACAACGACGUGCGAUUAAUUUAAGCGCAAUGGAUCUACGUCGGUAUGAAGAUUGUGUUCGGAGUACAACCAGCUACGUAGCACCGACUUUUAAAGACCAGAUUGUACCUGAAUCAUCUUACGACGAUUUAAAUGCAGAAUAUGACACGAAACCAGUUAAAAAUAAAACAAGUAUAGAAGCAUCUACACUAGUCGAACAGAUCGUGAAACCUGAAAUACCCGAAAUACCGUCAGUAAAUUCUCUUCCAUCACUUGAUGAACGGAUACCGAAUCACCUUAUCGCUGAAUUACAAGAAACAAAGAAAGAACGGAAUGUUAAAACCACUGGAUGCACCACUGGAAUGGAGUUUCAAAAGAUCGACAAAUAUGUAUCAGCAGUAACGAAAAUGAGAUCUUCAUACAACGAAUCUAGACAUGCGAUAUUCGUGUCAGAUGUGGACACGUGUUGUUCAAUAGAUGAACUGAAGAGGAACUAUUCACGCGGCUGCAACAAGAAGAGUUCAUGCCACGGUCCUUGUAAGCCAUCGAAAAAAAAAGGAAAGAAAUGCGUCGAUCGUUCACAGAUUUUUCCAGAGAAACUGUCGUGUGGAGUGGAAUCGAGACGUGAAGAGACUAGUACUAAAAGAUUUCCUAGUGACUCACGCACUCGCGAACAAGUAUAUCAGCCUCGGGGCUGUGUGCCCUACAAGCCACCGCCGGGGACGACGAAGGAGACAUGCGAACGCGGCAGCUGCUUCCCAUCUCCAUGCGACAGUGAGAAGAAAUGCUGCGCAGACACCAAGCCUGAAAAGUUGCCGAGACGUAAAGAUUCGGAUAGACGCGUGACUGUAAAUUCUAAAGUGAAAACGAUAGAGCCUCCCAGCCCUUGUCCUACUGAACCUAUCAUAAAGAAAUGUGAGGAAGAAACAACUCAAAAAACCAGAGUUAUAGAAGUAAAACCUAAAGAAUCAAUAAAGUCUAUUUCACAAGAAUGUGGAUGUACUGGGGCACCUCCCACGGCACAAAGGUCGGUGUCAAGGGAAAAACAUAAAAAGAAAGUAGAUAAAUCAUCAUCAGCACACAGAGUGAAGAAACCGCAUACAGACGAUUGUAAACCAAAAACUAAACCUAUCCCAACACUAAAACCUAAACCAUCUUGUGAUAAACCAUCGAAGCACAAUAUUAAAAAUCUAUCAGAUACGAAGAAAAUAUCAACAGACAGAAGGAGAAGAAGGGACGAAGUUAGAGCUAAAAUUAAUACGUCUUUAAGUGACACCCAAACUUCUCGGGCAAGGCUCCGAUCUUCGUCCAACGAUAGUCGUAUGCGACCACCAUCAAGACAAACAUCGAAAACAAGAAAUAAAUCCGCACCGUGUAACUAUCGAAAACCAGAAAAUGAAAGUAAUAUAAAAAGUAACACGAAAACUGUACCCUCUAAGGAAACUACACCAACUAAUAAACCUUCAGAAGACAAAAUGCCUAAUAAAGCAAAGUCUGAUCCAUGUGAACCGAAAGUAUGCACUGAUGCCAGGAAGAUUUCAGCAACAACUCGUGAUGUUGCUGUGGAUAUAAGAUGUCCGAUCUGUACGUGCGCCACACAAUGCCACGGCACGCGGUGUUAUCGCAGCACUGAUAUUAUAAAUCCAAACUUGAAAGUAGAAAAAGAAGAAGUGGAAAGCCCAGACAACUCUUUGGAUGACGAUGCACUAUUUAGCGAUUAUACGAGCGAAGAAAUAACAGACACGACAUUACAAUCGCGCACCGUAUGCAGCAGAGUCGCUAUAGAAUAUUGCGACAAAGUAACAAAAAUUAAGCAUCCUUGCAAAACUUGUUGUAAAUCGAUUGAAAAAAUACGACGCAUAAAAAAAGUUAAUAAAGCGACAUGUACCAAAUCAAGAAGAUUAAAGGACGUGGGCACAAUAACGAAAGCUUGCAAAAGUGAUCGAAUACAGAGGAGGAGAAUUUGCAAGAGAGAUAGAGGUAUUUGCACUGAAGGGAAAUUGGUCACGUUUAAGAGUUGCACGCAAAUUAUUCCACCUUGUUGUCAUGACAUUUUGUCACCUUCGAGAUAUCUACUAGAGUCUCAAAGACACUACAAUGAAAUGUUCUCUUCAAAGUACCUCCACACGAAUAUGUGCCCUGCAUUUGUGUCUCAAAAACAAGGUUUUUGUGCUUCAAAGGUCAAACGAAAUUCAUUGAGAGGCUACAAGGCGAAGAAGCCGGAACAUCAUUCGUUGCGGCGGCAGACAAGUCCAAGAGCGAGCGAAGACCGCACUAGAUCUGACGACAGCACAAGACCUGCCAUUAGGCUUUUGAAAGGAAUGAGACGAUAUAGACUAAGAAACGAAGCUAAAUUAAACGCUGUGCGGGAACAAAAAUGGCAAAGGCAUGUUUAUGAAAGUCCCACAAACAAAAGUUUAACGAAAUCACAACAAAAUUUAUGUCUACAAUACGGUGCUGCCGAAGACAAAAGUAGCAGUUUAGCAGGGCACUGCAAUUCUGCGAGUAGUUUUUGAUGAAUGAUUGUUUUUAGUGCUGUUAAUUUUGGUGUCUUUACUGGGCGUUGCAAAUAAACAUGUAUUGUUUUGUUUUA
Messenger RNA from Papilio xuthus (Asian swallowtail), 10656 nucleotides. RefSeq lists its product as uncharacterized. The record is from RefSeq and is a predicted model, not a curated record. NCBI's taxonomy places the organism in Eukaryota, Metazoa, Arthropoda, Insecta, Lepidoptera, Papilionidae. The transcript has 86 exons. Gene Ontology annotation, cellular component: membrane. Bases 239 to 10579 code for a protein of 3446 amino acids.